Molecule: messenger RNA, 1023 nt
Organism: Seminavis robusta
Lineage: Eukaryota; Bacillariophyta; Bacillariophyceae; Naviculales; Naviculaceae
Source: the annotation of a GenBank genome assembly
AUGGCGACCUACUACGAUUACGGCGGUGGAGGGAACCAGCAAAGCGGGGGAAGUGCUGGAGGAGGUGGUGGCUACUAUGGUGGUUCAGGCUUCGCUCAACAGCAACAACAGCAGCAACCUGGUGCAGGGAGCUAUGGUGGCUAUGGCAAUCCACAGCAGUGGCAACAACAACCCGACCAAAUGCAGCAACAGACAGGUGGAUACUCCAACCAAGAACAGCAAGGGUACCCUGGCCAACCGCAGCAGCAACAAAAUAUGUGGAAUCCAGCCGCUGUGGCUAGCUUUGCAGCGGCGGCUGGUGCCAUGAACAAUGACGCCAUGUUGGACAUGGCGAAGCAGGGAGCCACCAGCUUUAUUCAGAGUAGGACAGCUCAAAUGAUUCCAGGGUUGGAGAGUGGAAUGCUCAUGCUUCGAAACUAUUUUGCAGUCGACAACAACUAUGUCAAAUCGAAAAUCCAAAAGGUACUAUUUCCAUUCCGAUCGAAUCAUUGGAAACGAUUGCAAAAGAACCCGCCCCAACCAGAUUACGCACUUCCCAAUGCGGACGAGAAUGCUCCUGAUCUGUAUCUACCGGCCAUGUCUCUGAUAACCUACGUGCUGCUGUGCGCCCUCUGCUACGGCACUGCCAAACAUUUCGAUCCAGAGGUGAUUCCAGAUGUAACGACAAAAUGCUUUGUGACGCAAGUCUUGGAGGUUCUGGUCAUUCGGGUUGGUUUCCAUCUGAUGCAGGCCGAAAUCCCCAUUCUCGACCUGUUCAGUUACACUGGUUACAAAUAUGUCGGACUCUCCAUCAAUAUGUUUGUGGGUCUCUUGUUGGGUCACUUAGGAUACGGUCAUCGAGCAUACUACAUUACGUUCCUGUGGACCGCAUCCGCCAUUUCCUACUUUAUGCUCAAGACAAUGGCCAACAAUAUUCCAGUUGUGACGGCGGCCACGGGACCAAAGCGAGAAGUCAUGGUGGUGGCAUUUGCUGGUUCUCAAUUUGCAACAAUGUGGUUUGUGAGUCAAACCAAAUUCCUCUAG